This is a messenger RNA of Cyphomyrmex costatus, 1188 nucleotides long. RefSeq names its product phospholipase A2. Bases 396 to 1175 code for a protein of 259 amino acids. Lineage: Eukaryota; Metazoa; Arthropoda; Insecta; Hymenoptera; Formicidae. Gene Ontology annotation, biological process: phospholipid metabolic process; arachidonate secretion. The record is from RefSeq and is a predicted model, not a curated record. Gene Ontology annotation, molecular function: A2-type glycerophospholipase activity. The transcript has 7 exons.
AACGCGACGGGAUCUAUAAGUUUCUACAAAUGGUUGGAUAAUGUUCAUAUUUGUACGAGGACUACAAAUAAAAAACUUUGUGCAUCGUACAGGCAAUUCUAAAACGUGUGAUAUGAAGAAUUUAAAAAAUUAUAAAACCGCGUAUUGUGCGGCAAUUACAAACGUGUUUGAUUGCGCAUGUUUAUUUAUACACGUGUGGCACACCACAUUAUUUUCAAAUAAUAUAACAAAUGGAAUGAAGAUAUGUGAAGAUCCACAAUAAAUUGACUUCUCUCAUCAAUUGUUAAUUGAUGAUGGUAUAAAUCACUUGCGAAUCCGUACACUUGACUAUAUAUAGUUGUACUUGACUAAUAGUGUAACAAAACGAAAGGAGAAUCGAUAGUUUGAAGGAAAAAAUGUAUUCGGUGUGUUUAACGGCUUUUCUCGUCGUAUCGAUAUGCAGUUUGACCGCUCAGCAGCCAACGUUCUUUAGAAGUACAUUCAAGGGGUUAAGCGGCCUCACACCAAGCGUCGUUGCACAUAUGAAAGACGAGAUACGAGCCGUUUAUUACCACGAACAAACAGUGGCAGUGGUCGAUCUCGGACCGAGAAAUGAACUACAUGAUUGUAAUAUAAUCGAAGUAUACGAGCCGUCCGAGGCUACACAGGUUUUGCGAAACUUAUCUAUGAGUUUACAUCCACAAGUGGUGUCCUUCCAGGAGAUAACGAGACUCAUGCAACAAUGCGAAUUGUUAGACAAAUUACAGGUGGAGGCCACGUCCACUUUACCUACAAAUGCAUUGAGUAGAGGGACUCGCAUAGCCGCGAGUUCCAUAACUUUGCUCUCCGGCAUUCUGCCAGGCACAAAAUGGUGCGGCACGGGUGACAUAGCUGAAAAUUAUCAUGAUUUGGGCGAUUUACCUCAUAUCGACAGAUGUUGUCGUAAUCACGAUCUGUGCCCAAUAAAAGUACGAGCCCAACAGACCCGAUACAAUCUCACUAAUUAUUCAAUAUACACUAAAUCACACUGUACUUGCGACCGAGCUCUUUAUCAAUGUUUAAAAGCUGCUAACCAUCCAACGGCAAAUUUGAUGGGGCAAAUAUACUUCAAUAUCGUUAAAGUACCGUGUAUAGAAGAUAUAGGAAGAAAUCGAUAUCCAUUAAGAAAAUUUGUAUCUGUAAAAAAGGAAUACUAAUUAUAAGAUACCA